Torulaspora delbrueckii is the source of this 939-nucleotide messenger RNA. It is a transcript of the gene RFM1, whose product is annotated as Rfm1p. NCBI's taxonomy places the organism in Eukaryota, Fungi, Ascomycota, Saccharomycetes, Saccharomycetales, Saccharomycetaceae. The record is from RefSeq and is a predicted model, not a curated record. The transcript has a single exon. The coding region runs from base 1 to 939 and encodes 312 amino acids.
AUGGUUAACUCAAUUCAGGAUAGCCCUAAUUACAUGCAGCCGGAUUCAUUAGGAAUUGAUGAUCUCGGUAGUAUCAAAUCAAACACUGUAAAGGGGACACGAUUGGACCGGAUUUUACAGUUGAGCAGAAAGAGAAGAAACCUAAAUCAAGAGAUCAAGGAAUUUUCACGAGCAAUAAAACCUAUGGAAUUUGAAUCUUACCAUGAUUAUUUUUUGAUCAAUACUUUUAAGAAAGGGGUUUCAGCUAGUGGGCAUGUUGAUUUAGAAGGUUUGAAAAGUAGAAACAACGGCCGUUACUAUAAGAGAAUUAAGAGAGGCCAAAAUCCUGAUACACGAGAGUCUAACGGAUCAAAUCCGAACGGUUCAUUAUCUGAUGAUGAUAAUGAUAACGAUGCCGAAGACGAUGAAGCCUAUGAUCGAAAUCGAUUCUUUGUUGGUGAUAGUGACGACAACGAGCCUGAUAGUACUCCUCCAAAGAGAGUCACUAGAGCACAACUGGCAGCCAAAAAGGAAACUCAAAAGUCUGUUGAAUCACUAGAGAAGGUUGAACAAACAUACAAAAAUUUGAUUAACGGUGAUAUUUCUGUCACUAGUAUAAUCUCAACAGCAGACUCCGAAAAUAGCAUUAGAAGGUCUUCAAGAUUAUCUCAAAAAUCAAAUGAGAGUUCGGCGGGUGAAUCAGCUGGUUCUGAUAUGAGCGAAACUGCCGUAAUUAACAUUAAAGACCUUUACGAGUCAUUGGUGCCUAAGGUGAGCGAACCAUAUAGAAGGUCAGACUGGGUCCUACCGUCAAAGAACAGAUAUACCGCUGACAAGCAGAUGCGUACUAAACCUGUUUAUGAAAAAAUCAAAGUAAAUGAACUUGUGAAUACCGAUAGAGUACGGAAUGUCUUGUCGAAAUUCGAAGGUGGUGUCGCGGGAGUUAGAAAAAGAUCUUAG